Molecule: messenger RNA, 723 nt
Organism: Drosophila ananassae
Lineage: Eukaryota; Metazoa; Arthropoda; Insecta; Diptera; Drosophilidae
Exons: 1
Coding region: 136-624 (162 amino acids)
Source: RefSeq, a predicted model, not a curated record
UGUAAACAAACUUUUAGUUGCCUUUGAUCUUAGCUUGCCAGCCUCAAACUUUUUUAAGUAAAAUUUCACAGCAAGCACAGAAAUAUAAUUUACUUACUAUUAAACAAUACAAUAGUACGAAAUUUGAAACUUAUUAUGGAAGAUCCCCGAAACCGAGAGCUGAAGAAGCUCAUUAACUCCUACUGCUAUGUGCAGCAAUCCACAAAAUUUCAUAUGCAGAGGAUUUUUGCCGAGGAAGUGCGAUUUGAAAAAAGUGUGGCACAUGAGGCGACUAAUCAUAAGAAGUUAGAAUGCUUGGAAAAGAUGAAGCAGUUCCACGAUCUAUUUAAAGAGAGUAUGCGACAGCAGAAUAAGCUGACAGUAACCAUUCAACAAUUUCUAGACUUUAAUCCGGAGCUCAAGGAUACUAAAUAUUACAAGGAGGCCUCAAUAAUCCUGGAACUUCAGAAGGCUGAGGAUCUGAAAAAUGAAGCACUUCUUAGCCAACAAAUAGAAGAGGCCAAUGCUGCUUCAGGAGCAUGCGAUGCUUUUGAAACUUCAGACCCUUACCCAAAAGAACCGGAAACUGUGGCCUCUAUACCAGAAGGGGAGGAGCCUGUUGCUUCUGAAGUUGUAGAGAACUAACUUUGUUUUGAACGCAAAUGAAUAAUUUGUGGAUUUCAAUCAUAUGCUCACGAAUUGUGAGGCUUAGAACCCUCUGAAAUAAAGUUACUGUAAACCAAA